Effrenium voratum is the source of this 801-nucleotide messenger RNA. Lineage: Eukaryota; Dinophyceae; Suessiales; Symbiodiniaceae. The record is from the annotation of a GenBank genome assembly.
AUGUCCAAGCUGGCUCGCCAAGUUGCUCUUGUAGAUGCACACUGCCCUUCCGACCAUUCUCCUAUUUGCUUGCUAAUUUACGCCACUCAAAACGGCUGGAAGCUGCCAAUCAUGUGCGAGGAACUUGGCGUACCUUAUGACUGGGCGCUUGUAGACUUCGCCAAGAACGAGCAGAAAAGCCCGGAAUUCCUCAAGAUCAAUCCGAACGGUCGCAUUCCAGCCCUGAUUGACAGGGAGGCAAACAUCACUGUGGCGGAGAGCUCCGUGAUCCUCGAAUACUUGGCUGAGAAAUAUAAGUCCCCACUGCUGCCUGUUGCUUUGCAGGAGAAGCUCCAAGUAAAGCAGUGGUUGGCAUGGCAGGUUUCGGGCCUUGGGCCCAUGAUGGGCCAAGCUAUGGCAUUUCAGCGGCUGCUGUCCGUCAAGGGACAGCACGACGAACUGGCCAUCAGCCGAUUCGUGGCGGAAUCUGAGCGGCUUUUCGGAGUGCUCAAUACCCAGCUACGGGACUCGGGGGGUCCCUUCAUCAUGGGCAAGCAGGUCACUGUGGCAGAUGUGGCGUGCUUCCCCUACUGCGCGAGCGCCUUCUGGGCAAACGUUUCCGUGGACCAGGUACCAGAGCUCAAGGCCUGGGUGGAGAUGCUUCACCAAAGGCCCUCCUUCAGCACCGGAGUCGCCAUCCCCUUCGCGCGCCCGUCCUUCUUCGGGCCGCCGCAUGCCACCCAAGAGGAGAUCCAAGAAGAGAUCGCCAGAAACGCAGGGCAAUUUAAUAUCGCGACGAAGCAGCCGGGCAAACCAGCCUGA